CAAAAUGUAUGGCUCUUCGCGGCAUGUCGCGAUGGGGCUGGCAGGCAUUGCUGCUGCCAGCUGUGUGAUAUUUUUGGUGUCCAUGGUGGUUCUCGUUGUCCACCACAAGUCGGCUCACGGGUCGCAACUGUUGGAGGUCUACCCGCCAUAUGCCACCAAGCAGAUGUUGAACUCUGCUCCAUGGAACAUCGAGCAGAGAACCUCGUCUCGCCGAAUGCAAGAGAUGGACAAAUUCUGGAAGCAAGCGGACGAGAGAAUCGCUCGAGGGGAGCCGACCCCUGUCUAUGCCAGAAAUAUGCGUGUUCAGUCUUUAGCCCACGGUAACUGGGAUGUAGACCAGACGUCAUCCAGAUUGAAAAGAGCAGAAGAGCAUAAAUACAAUCAGCAGGCGUAUCAGAGAUAUCAGAAUGGAGAGAGCUCUGUGCCCUGGGACCCGGCCAGCUGGCAUGCACUUUACGCCAAUAGGAUUCGCAGGAAGUCGCUCAAGGAGCUCUCAACCCCAAGCACUCAGUCGCUCGCUGCUGGUAAUUGGGACAUUGACCUCACUUCGCCCAGACUGCGAUCUGCUGAAGAGAAGAAGUUCGAGAAGCAAAGCGUUGAAAGAUAUCUUGCAGGAGAAACUAGUGUGAUGUGGGAUCCUUCUACAUGGCAUAAUCCUUUGUAGAGUCUUAUGAAGGACUCAAGUCGUAAUAGACUUUUGUCAAGUCGUAGCUCGUGGUUUUUCUUUGAAGUGAAUCAAUAACAUCACCCGUUACA
This is a messenger RNA of Guillardia theta CCMP2712, 756 nucleotides long. RefSeq lists its product as hypothetical. Lineage: Eukaryota; Cryptophyceae; Pyrenomonadales; Geminigeraceae. The record is from RefSeq and is a predicted model, not a curated record. Bases 32 to 664 code for a protein of 210 amino acids. The transcript is spliced from 11 exons.